AUGAAGAGAGGAGGACCAGGACCAGAGCACACCAUGAAGAGAGGAGGACCAGGACCAGAGCACACCAUGAAGAGAGGAGGACCAGGACCAGAGCACACCAUGAAGAGAGGAGGGACCAGGACCAGAGCACACCAUGAAGAGAGGAGGACCAGGACCAGAGCACACCAUGAAGAGAGGAGGACCAGGACCAGAGCACACCAUGAAGAGAGGAGGACCAGGACCAGAGCACACCAUGAAGAGAGGAGGACCAGGACCAGAGCGCACACCAUGAAGAGAGGAGGACCAGGACCAGAGCACACCAUGAAGAGAGGAGGACCAGGACCAGAGCACACCAUGAAGAGAGGAGGACCAGGACCAGAGCACACCAUGAAGAGAGGAGGGACCAGGACCAGAGCACACCAUGAAGAGAGGAGGACCAGGACCAGAGCACACCAUGAAGAGAGGAGGACCAGGACCAGAGCACACCAUGAAUAG
Molecule: messenger RNA, 474 nt
Organism: Knipowitschia caucasica
Lineage: Eukaryota; Metazoa; Chordata; Actinopteri; Gobiiformes; Gobiidae
Source: the annotation of a GenBank genome assembly